CUAUCAAUGUCAGGAGCCUACCUAGCUUGAACUCAAGUUUUAUACCAUUCAUCCUCCAUCAUUAUUAUUAUUAUUAUCUCUUCCUCUCUCUCUCUCCACUAUAAGUUAACAAUACAUAAAACCCACCACCACCCUUUAUAGUUACACACCCACAAAAGCAAAGAGGGUCCUCAAAGAUGGGUGGCAGUGGUAGCAAGAGUGAGAGGAGGUGCUCUGAGAAGUAUGUGAUGAAUUUGAAGGAGAAAGUGAGGGUGUUGCAAGAGGAGAUAAAGGAGAUGAUGUAUGAGAGGGAGAAGGAGAGUAGGGGCUAUGAGAGGGACAUAAUGGUGUUCACUUUUAAGGAGGCAGAUUGGAAGCAAGAGGGGAAGAGGCUGAGGGAGGAGGUGAAGCAGUUGAGGAAGGUUGUUGAAGAGAAGGAUGAGAAGAUAAGGGAGAUGGAAGUGGGGUUGAUGGAGAAGAAGAGUGAGAAAGAGUGGGAGUUGAUGGGGACUAAGCUCUUGGUUGAGCAGAUGAAGGAGGAGAGAGCAAGGAGAGAUGAAGCUGUGGAGAAGUGGAAGCAACUUUAUCUUGCAAUUAAGACUGAGCUUGAUGAACUCAUUCAAAGGACAUAUGAUGGGGAUGGUCUUUAUUGGAAAGCAGAGGAGAAUGACAUCCAAAUGGAGAAUCUGAGAAGGGAAUUGCAAGAGAAGGAAGAAACCACCAAGGCCUUGAAAACUCAAUUACUUUCAAUGGAGAAAGAAAAGUACAAAAAGGAGAGGGAGUUUGACUUGUUAAGGCAAAGCCUGAGGAUCAUGAAUGGCAAGAAGAAUUCAAUUCAAACAAGAGAGAAGCUCUUGAAAAGUAAAUUGGGAAAAUAAAGUGCAAAUAUAAAGUCUAGGUUUUGAUAUCCAAAAUUGAACAAUGUGGUUGAGUAUGUAUUAUUGUAUACUGGGUUGGUUUGUAUCUUGCAACAGCACCUAUUUUCCUUUUAUUUUCUUCCCCCCUCCUUUUUUCUGCCGAAAAAUAAGCAAGCCAAUACUUCCACAGAAGAAAAGUCUCAUUCUUGAACCUUGAAAGAAACAGAACAUGGAGGAAGAUAAGGAAUUUUUUCUUGUGGACUAGCUUAGUUACUGAAUAUGCCAGGUCUGAGGACUAGUGAAGGAAAGAUAGAAACAAUAUGUUUAUUAUUUUUGCUUUCAUUAUGUAGAUUCAAACAAAGUUCAUUUCUUAAAGAAGUUUCUGCUCCACUGAUUUUAUUUGGCAUAUCCUCCUUCAGUGGCAAAAGAGUUGGGGUGGCCACCUAACCUAUGAAUCGUCACAUUCCCAAGGUUGGUUCCCUUUGGCUCAAAGAAAAUAGAUUCUAUGCAGCUAAUCAAUCGCCAUGUAAUGAUUUCAUUCCACUACAAGUCUAAAACAAGUGUCAAAGGCGAAA
Messenger RNA from Cajanus cajan (pigeon pea), 1411 nucleotides. RefSeq names its product golgin family A protein. Lineage: Eukaryota; Viridiplantae; Streptophyta; Magnoliopsida; Fabales; Fabaceae. The record is from RefSeq and is a predicted model, not a curated record.